Molecule: messenger RNA, 804 nt
Organism: Penicillium malachiteum
Lineage: Eukaryota; Fungi; Ascomycota; Eurotiomycetes; Eurotiales; Aspergillaceae
Product: pyridoxamine 5'-phosphate oxidase family protein
Exons: 2
Coding region: 1-804 (267 amino acids)
Source: RefSeq, a predicted model, not a curated record
AUGGGACGAACACUCACCUACCCAAAAGGCCAAGCGAAUACCGUGAAUCGUUAUAAGCAUCGAGCAACCUAUGACUUGGGUGGAAUCCAUUCCAUCGUGAAUGCGUCGCAGGUGCUCCAUGUAUCUUUCAACCCUGGUCCUGAUGAUCCAUUCCCAACUAUCCUACCCAUGAUUGGACAGAUGGGAUCCUUCGACUACCCAUCGGCUGGGAUCGAUGAGCCUCAAGAAUGCUAUCUGCAUGGCUACGUCAGUUCGCGGAUCAUGAACCUUGCACGGAACUCUGAAGCAGACCAGGGUCUUCCUAUCUGCAUUGCGACAAGCAAGGUCGAUGGAAUCAUCCUAUCUCUUACACCGAACUCUCACAGUUACAAUUACCGAUCUGUGGUCCUGCAUGGAUACGCGAAGCUAGUCACUUCUGAGGAAGAGAAGCUUUGGGCCAUGAAGCUGAUCACAAACUCGGUGGUUGCAGAUCGAUGGGAUAACUCACGAGUCCCGCCCGACCGUGCAGAAAUGUCCUCGACGGUUAUUCUCAAGGUUACCAUCGUCGAUGGCAGCGGUAAGAUUCGUGACGGAGGAGUUUCAGAUGAGCGCAAAGAUACAGGGAAUGAGGAGGUCACUAAUCGCAUUUGGACUGGCGUGGUACCUGUGUGGGAGACGUUUGGCGAUCCUAUUCCGAGUGUCAACAAUAAGAUAAGCGAAGUACCAGAGCAUAUCACGAGCUUCAUUGCGAAGAAAAAUGAGGGAAACCGUGACUAUGCGCAGCGUGCUGUACACAUCACCUUGCCUGCCGAGGAGCAGCAUUGA